Tribolium madens (black flour beetle) is the source of this 2968-nucleotide messenger RNA. Its product is annotated as probable cytochrome P450 6a17. Gene Ontology annotation, molecular function: heme binding; iron ion binding; oxidoreductase activity, acting on paired donors, with incorporation or reduction of molecular oxygen. The transcript is spliced from 6 exons. The record is from RefSeq and is a predicted model, not a curated record. NCBI's taxonomy places the organism in Eukaryota, Metazoa, Arthropoda, Insecta, Coleoptera, Tenebrionidae. Bases 4 to 2955 code for a protein of 983 amino acids.
ACCAUGACACUUCUCAGUGUGACAAUUUUCGUUAUUUUAUUUCUAGUAGUAGUGACACUUUUUUACAAAUGGAAGUUUCAAUAUUGGAAACAACGCCAAUUACCCUUUCUACCCCCACAAAUACCCUUCGGAAACAUCCCCAAUCCAUUCACCUUCAAAGAAAAACCCGGAAUUUUCAUCAAACAAUUCUACCAAGAAAUGAAAAGGAAAGGUUGGAAACACGGCGGUUUUUACUUUUUUGCAGUCCCAGUGUACAUGGUUGUGGACCCUGUCUACAUCAAGCAAAUUUUAACCAAAGAUUUUCAAUAUUUCGUCGAUCGUGGGUUGUAUUUUAACAAAAAAGAUGACCCGAUUUCAACCAAUCUCUUCAAUGGUGACGCCUCUAAAUGGAAGUCUUUGAGAUCGUUACUAAACCCAUCUUUCACCUCAAAAAAAAUCAAAGCAAUGUUUAAAAUCCUGUUGAGUUGUGAAAACUCCCUGAUAGAUAAAAUCGAAAAAACCAAAACCAUUAAUGUCAAUGGCAUUUUUGCCGACUUUACCAUCGACGUAAUCACAACUUGUGCCUUUGGUUUGGAUCGCAAUGGAAACCAAAAUUUGGCACUGAAACAAUUUGCUGAGAAAACAGUCAAUUACUCGAAAAAUAAAAUGAUUGGUUUGAUGGUAGCUUCAAUUUUUCCAAAACUGGCCAAAUAUUUAGGCUUUGUGAUAAUGCCAAAAAACACACAAGAGUUUUUUAUGCAACUUGUCGCAAAAAUUAUCAAAUUUCGGGARGAAAAUUGUUAYAYCAGAGAUGAUUUUAUGCAAUUUUUGAUUGAACUCAAAAAUGRGAAAAACGCGUUUACACUUGAAGAAAUAACUUCUCAGUGUGUUUUAUUUUUUAUAGCCGGAUUUGAAACGUCUCAUGCCACUAUGAGUUUUGCCUUGUACGAAUUGGCCAAAAACCAAGAAAUCCAACAAAGGGUUAGAGAAGAAUUUUUGACAAUUUUUGGUAAUCAAGGGGGUGAAAUAACGUAUGAGGGGGUCUACAAAUUGAAAUAUUUGGACCAAGUUUUGGAUGAGACCUUGAGGAAAUAUCCAGUUCUGAUGUAUUUGACAAGACGGUGUAUUAAAGAUUAUAAAGUACCACAAGAUGGUGUUGUUAUCGAAAAAGGUACCACUGUGAUAGUACCAACAAUUGCACUUAAUUACGACGAGGACUAUUACCCAAAUCCUGAAAAUUUUGACCCUGAGAGGUUUAAUGAAGAAAAUAAGAAGUUGAGAMCUGCGUGCACGCAUCUAGCUUUUGGAGAAGGUCCAAGACAUUGCAUUGGAAAAAGAUUUGCUUUGGUACAAGUUAAAGUGGGAUUGGUUCUCUUGUUGAAAAAUUAUAAUUUUACAGUGAACCCAAAAACCAGAGAACCAAUUAAGUUGAAAAUAAACUCGUUCAUUUCUGUACCCGAAGAUGAAAUACUUUUAGAUGUAGCACCAAUUGCCAAGUCAAAAACUAAAAUGAUUUUGCUUGGUUUAAGUGUUGUUUUUUUAUUUUUAGCAGUACGAAUUUUCUUUUUCUUGAAAUACCAACAUUGGCACAAAAAACAAAUCCCUUAUUUUCAACCCCAAUUUCCACUAGGCUGUUUAAAUAACCCUUUAGUCAACAAGGAGAAAGCAGGGUUUCUUGUGUCUCGACUUUACAAGGAAGCUAAGAACAAGGGAUGGAAACAUGCCGGUAUUUUCGUUUUCGCUACCCCUAUUUACCUUCCAGUCGACUUGGAUUACAUCAAAAAUAUUUUAACCAAAGAUUUUGAACAUUUUAACACCCGUGGAACGUAUUAUAGCGAAAAAACUGAUCCUUUGAGUGCCCAUCUUAUCAAUCUAGGUGGUACCACAAUGAGGAAAAAACUUAAUCCUCUAUUCGCCCCAAGCAGUUUAAAAAUGAUGUUUCAAACUCUCAAUACUUCUAUUGAAAAUUUGCUUAAGAAAAUUCAAAUGAUGGAAAUUCAAAAAACCGUAGAAAUACACAAGCUCUUAUCUUGCUUCACCAUAAGUGUCACUGCUUCAUGUACUUUGGGCUUAGAGUGCAAUAUCUUCACAGACGAUCAUCUCUUGUUUGAGUCAUACACAAGUAAAUUUUUGGUGUGGUCGCAAGGAAAAUUUUUUAUAGAACUCCUGGCUUCAAUGUUUUUCGACUUGGCGAAGAAAUUGAAACUGAGGACUACACCGAAAGAAACCCAAGACUUUUUCUUUAAAAUUAUGACGGAGAUUAUUAAACACAGGGAAGAAAAAAAUGAUGUUAGACAAGACAUGAUGCAGUUUUUUAUCGAGCAAAAGAAAGCCAAAACUUUGACAAUCAACGAAAUUGUGGCCCAAUGCUUCAUUAUUUUUGUAGCUGCUUAUGAAACCACGGCGAAUACCCUUACUUUUGCACUGUAUGAACUUGCCCAAAAUUUUGACAUACAAGAUAGGGCCAGAAAGGAAAUUUGUUCAGUCUUACUGAAGCACAMAAAACUCACUCUUGAAGCUCUUGCUGAGAUGAAAUAUUUAGACCAGAUUGUUGAUGAAACGWUGAGAAAAUACCCACUAUUUCUCUAUAUAAUAAGACAAUGUACCAAAAACUACACAGUACCUGGCGAAGGUGUUACUAUCGAAAAAGGGACUUUUGCCCUAGUCUCAAUUUUGGGUAUCCACCACGACGAAGAAAUUUACCCAAACCCGCAAAAAUUCGACCCUGAGAGAUUCACUAAAGAGAAUAAAAAAAUAAGACACCCUUAUGCUCAUAUUCCAUUUGGGGAAGGUCCCAGAUUUUGUAUUGGAAAACGAUUUGGUUUAAUACAAAUUAAAUUCGUUCUAGCUGCUUUGUUAGAAAAAUACAAAUUUACCCUAAAUGAAAAGACAAAAGUUCCGUUGGAAAUUACAACAAAUACGCUGAUUGUGGCACCCAAAGGGGAUGUUCUGUUAGAUAUACAAAAGAUAAAUUAGUUAAUAAAUACUG